AUGUUUCAUUUGGCAUCAUCGUUAUACACACAAUACACCAAACGUGAGCAAUAUAAUGUUUUGAUUCUUGGGUUGGACAAUGCGGGCAAAACCACCUUUUUGGAGCACCUCAAAUUGUUGUAUCCUACGCCGAAUGAGACCAAAAAGGCAGAAGGGGCACCCGAUACCACGGAAACCAUAAGAUCGAAGCGGAUAUUGCCAACGGUGGGACAGAAUGUCGCUACUAUCAAAUACGAAGGUUCGGAUUCCCACCAGUUUACCAAUAUCAACUUGAAAUUCUGGGACUUGGGUGGCCAGAAAUCAUUACGAAGUAUGUGGUCCCGAUACUACAAAUCAUGCCACGGGAUCAUCUUUAUCAUCGAUUCGACCGAUACCGAGCGGUUCCACGAGUGCUACGAGACAUUAAUGGAGAUCACUCAUGACCAAUCAUGGAGUGACGAGAACAACGGGUUUGACUUUGUCAAUGUGCCGAUACUCAUGAUGGCCAACAAGCAGGAUUUACCGACUGCUGUGGACUUAAUCUCGUUGAAAACGGGUUAUUUCAUUGACUUGGUCAGUGAGCUAGAGGCCACCGACCUGAAGCUCUUGCCUGUAUCGAUAUUAGAAAACCAAGGACUUCGCGAGAGUUUAGACUGGUUGGUGACCCGUUUGGUAUACAACAAGGCCAACAAGAUGCCACAAUAUAAGUAG
Messenger RNA from Debaryomyces fabryi, 690 nucleotides. RefSeq names its product Arf family GTPase (gene ARL3). Bases 1 to 690 code for a protein of 229 amino acids. Gene Ontology annotation, biological process: Golgi to plasma membrane protein transport; protein localization to organelle; intracellular protein transport. NCBI's taxonomy places the organism in Eukaryota, Fungi, Ascomycota, Pichiomycetes, Serinales, Debaryomycetaceae. The record is from RefSeq and is a predicted model, not a curated record. Gene Ontology annotation, molecular function: GTPase activity; GTP binding. The transcript has a single exon. Gene Ontology annotation, cellular component: Golgi apparatus.